Molecule: messenger RNA, 2543 nt
Organism: Clunio marinus
Lineage: Eukaryota; Metazoa; Arthropoda; Insecta; Diptera; Chironomidae
Source: the annotation of a GenBank genome assembly
AGACUAAAAACUCGUUACUUACUAUCAUCAAGUUUUUAAUCAUUCUUCAGCUUUCAAAGCGAAAAGUUAUAAAUUCUCGUUUGAAAAGGUUUAAAAUACAUUACAUAAAUACUUGCAGCGGAAAGAGUCAAUUCGGAUAAACGUGAAUUGUUCAUUUUAGAAGGGAAUUAAAGUUUACAAAAUAAAAUAAAAGUCAUUCAAAACAAAUUUACAAUCAUCCUGAAAAAGCUUCGAUGCUUUAACAAGUUUAAGCUAAAUUAAUUCCUAGAAUGCGCAUUAUAAGGAGUGUCUUGGAAGCACAAGAUUUGAAUGUCAAGGUCGUCCUGGAGGACAUAUUUGCGGACUUCAAAAACUGUCACGAGAAAUGUCGCUUGUGUUUCGUACCAGUUACCAAACGAUACUCGAGAAUAAAAAUCACAGAUGAAAUACAAAACAAGAUUAAUUCUGUCUUGCAAGUUCACUUAUCAAUAGAUAGAACAGGAUCAGAAUUUAUAUGUUCUGAAUGUGGGAACAAUUUAAAUAAUGUCCAUCUGUUUAAGUGCAAAAUAAAAGAGAAACAGAAUUAUUUUGAAAAGUUUAGUAACAAAAAAGUUGGCGAUACUGAUGACGAUCUACCAUUGCCAUUCCAAGAGCAUGACAUCAAAACUGAGUAUGAAUUAAAUAUAUCAACAGAGACGGAGUUGACUACACCAAUUUAUGAAGUUAAGGAUGAAAUUUUUGAUCCAGAACAUGAAAGUCCAAACGAUGUUAAUGAAAGUCGGAAUGUGGAGUCAAGUGAAUUUUUAAAGCAGAAGCAGUCAAAUCCACAGUUUGUUCGCCGUGAUGUUACUAUAAAAAUAUUAAGAACAGAUCGUCCACUUCAGCAGCAUAAAUAUAGAAAAGAUUCCAAAGCUCGUUUUUGUGAUAUUUGUGGAAAAGCAUUUAAAAACCGAGCCUACAUUGCUGCUCAUAUGAACACGCAUAAGAAAUAUAGAACAAAAGAUUAUCAUUGCCAUAUUUGUGAAAAUAAACACUUCGAUAAAAAACAACUUAAAAUUCAUACAAUAAAUGCUCAUGGUAAAUCUGUUUCUUGCGAUAUUUGUGGAGAAGCAUUAAAAAAUGGUCUCGCACUAAAGCGGCAUAAAUUAACAAUACAUUCCAAAAAAUUUCCAUGUGAAAUAUGUGGAAAAGGUUCAAGAGAUUCAUACAGUCUUGCUUUGCAUAUGAACACGCACAAGAAAAAUAAACCUUGUAUAAAUGUUAACUGCUCAAUAUGUGGAAAAACUUUUAAGACGGAAGAGGGCUUGAAAAACCACAUUUCACGUCCUCAUCGUCCUCAUCGUUUACCUUGUGAGGUCUGUGGAAAAAUGCUUAGAAACGAUUCACUCAAGACACAUAUGAGUGCAGUCCAUUUCGAUAUUAAACCUUAUCAGUGUGAUAUUUGUGCAAAAAAGUUCUGUAAACGAGCUCUUAUUGCUCACAUGAACACACAUAAGGAACACAGAACAAAAGAUCAUCACUGCAAUCUUUGUGAAGCUUCUUUCUUCGAUAAUGGACAACUUCGUGUCCAUAUAUUAAAUGUACAUGAAAGACCAAAGCAUCUUACCUGCUCAAUAUGCAGAACAACUUUUAGAACCGAAGAGGGCUUAAAAAAGCAUAAAUUACGUCCUCAUCGUUUUCCUUGUAAGGUCUGUGGGAAAAUGUAUAAAAAGGAUUUACUCAAAAUACAUCUAGAUGCAGUGCAUCUAAAAAUUAAACCAUAUGAGUGUGAUAUUUGUGGAAAAAAAUGCAGUAAAACAACUAUUACUGCUCACAUGAAUACGCAUAAAAAACACAGAACAAAAGAUUUUCAAUGCACCAUUUGUGAAAGUUCUUUCUUUGAUAAUGGGCAUCUUCGACAACAUAUUUUAGGUAAACAUAUAAAACCAAAGCAUCUCACCUGUUCAUUAUGCGGAAGAAUUUGUUGGACAGUAGAAGGUUUGAAGAGGCAUGAGCAACUUCCUCAUCUAUUUCCUUGUGAGGUCUGUGGAAAAAUGCUUCGAAAGAAUGGACUCAAGUCACAUAUGAAUGCAAUGCAUUUCAAAAUUAAACCAUUUCAGUGUGAUAUUUGUGGAAAGAAAUGCGAAAAAACACAUCUUGCUCAUCAUGUGAAAACGCAUAUUGAUUUUGAACACAGAAAAAAAGACUUUCAAUGCUAUAUUUGUGAAACUUCAUUCUUCAAUAAAAAUAUACUUCGACGACAUAUCAUAAAUGUUCAUGAAAGUCGAAAGAAUCUCAACAAUUCAUCAAAAAUUGACUGUAAAACUUGUGGUAAAGUUUUUCAAGGCCCAAAUGCAUACUUCAAUCAUAUGAUUAAUAUUCACAAAAUCACCCCAUCCAAAGAACAACUUCAAACAACAGUUGCAUGUGAUGUAUGUGGGAAACGUUUCUUCACUAUUCAAAAUUUGAAAAUGCAUAAAUUUUAUCAUGAAGAGAAAAAUUAUAUUUGUGAUUAUCCUGGAUGUGAGAAGAAAUUUAAAGCAAAAAGAAAUCUUUCAAAGCAUACUUUUAUGAAUCAUAAAUAA